AAGUUCUGGACCGUUUUGUUUUCUCCGUCUCCGUUCUCCUCCUCUACGCUCCUCUCUCUCUCUCUCUCUCUCGUGCGGUUACCAUGAAGGCCCUUUGAGCAAAGCUUCUUUCAUCGCAACCAAAUCAUUAUCUGGGAUAAAGAAGGGUGCUCCGAUGGGUUGCUUUCUUGGCUGCUUCGGCUCUUCCAAGGAUCGUAAGCGCAGAAAACAGAGGAACCAGGUUCUUCCUCGAGACCAAAAACAUGGAAGUUACAAUCCUGUGAAAGCUACUGUCUCCUUAGGAGAAGACAACUCAGAGAAACCCCCUGGCGAAGUUCCAGAGCUCCAAGAGAAACCUGAUCAGGAGCGAUUGAGCACCAGCGCCAGAAAGAAAGUUACUUUUGAUUCAAAUGUCAAAACCUACGAGCAUAUUUCUGAUAAUUGGAUUGAUGGUUUUUCGUCUGAAGGAGCUGCUGACAAAGACGGGAACAAGGAGAAGAGAGAAAACUUAUCCAAGUCGAGCCACACCCAUUCCUCAUCUGAUGACGGUGUGGUCAUACCGAUGUGGGGAACUUUUCCCCCAGAUCACAGGUACUACAAUUGCAGAGAUAGCGACGAAGAGUUUGACUUUGAGGAAAGUGAUCUAGAAGAUGAUGACAAUGAUGGCGACGAGGAAGAUCAGUAUGAUGAUUAUGAUCAGGAUAAGCCAUCUAUGGAAUCCAGGAAUGAGGUUUCAGCCAGUCGAGUGACAAUUGAGGAAUUGCGUAGUCCAUUGCCGGGAUUUGGUUCCCCUGAUCAUGAACUGAAAACUAUUGGAUUGAACCAAAAUGCUCGACACAGGAGUGCUUAUGUUCAUAACGUGCUGAACCCAGUAGAAAACCUCACUCAAUGGAGAGCUAUCAAAGCAAAAGAAGCACCGCCAUUGAAGCUGCAGAAGGAGGGUUUCACCUUGGAUGAACAACCCAGAGUAUCAUUUAGUCUUGAACAUACUUCACAGGAAUCAUCAUUUAGUAUCAAGUUCAAAUCGGACCGACCCAAGUGCACAAAGGAAGAAAUAUCUGUAGAUGCAAGCCUCUCAAGCUGGAUAGGGUCUUCUGAAAGUGAAAGCACACCCAUCAGCGAGGCUACUUUGGUGGCUUCAGAGUCUGAAAAAUGGAUAUCCAACCGUUCGGACUCGCUGCGAAGCCUUGAAGACAGGCCGAUUCUAGGGGCAUUAACUGUUGAAGAACUCCGGCAGUUUUCAGCUUCUACUUCGCCGAGAAAGUCUCCGAGCCGGAGCCCCGACGAGAUGCCCAUUAUAGGCACUGUUGGGGGCUACUGGUGUCACGUAGAGACCGGCAAGGACUCUGGCUCAGCCUCUUCCUAUAAAGGGAUCCCAAACACAACCAGCAAGUACAGAGAGGAUAAGAGAGUGAAUUGGCAUUCUACCCCAUUUGAGACGAGGCUGGAAAGGGCUUUAAAGAAGACUGCUAAUAAUGCUGCUGCUGCUGCUGCUGAUGCCUAAACUACCAAAUCUAUCUGGCUUGAGAAAACCUGGGCAGGACUGUGAUGCUUCUGAUGCUUCUGAGUGUGCUCUGCUUCUACGCGUGCUGCUUGUGUGUGUGCCAUUUUUACACAGUUCUUCUCUUCAUCACUCACUACAUUCAUUGCUAUGUGUUGGUUUAUGUGUUUACAUGUGGGAGAUUUGAAUGCUUUCUAUGAUUCGUAGUUUUUUUUCUUGUGUAAUAAUGAUGAACAAUAUAGAGUUUAAUUUUACAUC
This is a messenger RNA of Malania oleifera, 1738 nucleotides long. RefSeq lists its product as uncharacterized. Gene Ontology annotation, biological process: male meiosis II. The coding region runs from base 155 to 1483 and encodes 442 amino acids. The transcript has 4 exons. NCBI's taxonomy places the organism in Eukaryota, Viridiplantae, Streptophyta, Magnoliopsida, Santalales, Ximeniaceae. The record is from RefSeq and is a predicted model, not a curated record.